Molecule: messenger RNA, 783 nt
Organism: Microthlaspi erraticum
Lineage: Eukaryota; Viridiplantae; Streptophyta; Magnoliopsida; Brassicales; Brassicaceae
Source: the annotation of a GenBank genome assembly
AUGGAUAUCGAGCAGAAGCAGGCGGAGAUAAUUGAUCAGCUCGUUAGCCGAGCUGCUUCAUGCAACGGCGACUCCCUGUGGCCUAUCAUAAUCGAAGCUACAUCGCAUCCUUCUCUGUUCGCUUUCUCCGAGAUUUUGGCUCUACACAGUGUUGCCCAGCUUGAAGGAACCACAAAUUCAGUGUACCUGGAUGUACUCCGGUUGUUCGCCCACGGCACCUGGGGUGACUACAAAUGCAAUGCGAGCCGUAUUCCUCAGUUGGUUCCUGAUCAAAUUCUUAAGUUAAAGCAGCUUACUGUGCUUACCCUUGCGGAGUCUAACAAGGUUUUGCCUUAUGAUACACUGAUGGCCGAGUUAGAUGUCACCAAUGUUCGUGAACUCGAGGACUUUCUUAUCAAUGAAUGCAUGUACGCGGGUAUAGUUAGAGGAAAGCUGGAUCAGUUGAAAAGAUGUUUCGAGGUUCCAUUUGCAGCUGGUAGGGAUCUAAGGCCAGGACAGAUAGGGAAUAUGUUACACACAUUGUCAAACUGGUUGAACACAUCAGAAAAUCUGCUCGUUUCAAUUCAAGACAAGAUCAAAUGGGCGGACAAUAUGAGUGAGAUGGACAAAAAACAUCGCAAGGAAGCAGAAGAAGGGGUGGAAGAAAUGAAAAAGUCUCUGUCCAUGAAGGGGGACGUUGACGGCAGAGGGCAUAAAGAGAUGUUUGGGGAAUCAAGUGGAGUGAUGGACUACGAAGAAGAUGGAAUCCGACCAAAGAGGAGGAGGCAUCCUGUUCCAAGGUAG